GAGAGAGAGAGAGAGAGAGAGAGCUCGAAACAUGCCGUGGAUAAAGUGUUUGGGCGGCGGAGGUGGCAAGACCAGGAGAACCAAACCACUCAGUGUCAGUCAACCGAUUCAUCUGCUGGUAAAGAACGAGUUUGAGCCUCAGUGCCACGUAUUUCGUACAAAACAAUUGCGCAGACCACGACCAUGUCAGCUGUGUCACCAGGCAAUGGUAAAGCAGGCAUCUUGCUGCCGAGUUUGCAAAUACACUUGUCAUAAGGCGUGCGAGGAUAAGGGGGCGAGGUUCCGAGACACGUCGCAGCAAAUCCACAAACAAUGGCAGGCGGAUCCGGCACGGGCCUUCCCGACCGUCGGCAAUGUCGCCAGCAUCGGUGCGCCGGUCGCGAUAACAGGUGACGCGGCUUCCUCGUCGCCGCACUCGACGCCCAGCCCCAGCCCCAGUCCCACCAGCAGUCAAAGUGUCACGCACAAUGGCAGUUACGAGUCUCAGCCAAAGAAUGACAAGACGCUUGCUAGGAAUAAUAAACAGCAGGUGCUCUUAUCGUCGACGCCACCGUCGAAGUCGCAGAGGACGCCAGGGGUGGGCGCCGACUCAUCGACGGUCGCUUGCUGCAAGGCCAAUGGCACUACCGGAGGCCGCGUCAGCGAGGUGAUGGAGCUCUGCUACGUCACCGAAAGGAUAAUAGCACUAUGGUACAGGGAAGACGCUCGGGGGGUCCUCGAGCACGCAACGUCCCUCUUACGGGGCAAACACGCCAACAAUUAUAUGAUCUUCAACCUGUCAUCGGCGGGGCGGAGCGGCGAGCCGAACACGCGGGAGGUGGGAUGGCCACAAGGUUUGGCACCGAGUCUCGAGAGACUUUGCGCCCUCUGCAAGGAGCUCGACUCUUGGUUGAAUGCAGCUACGCAUCGCGUCGUCGUCCUUCACGCGAGAGGGGGCAAGGAACGCUUGGGCGUCGCCGUAUCAGCGUACAUGAACUACAGCAGCAUCUGCGGAGGCCGUGACCAGGCGCUCGAUAGGUUCGCCAUGAGGAGAUUUCUCGACGACAAAAUCGGCCCACUUAACGUGCCCUCGCACAGAAGGUACAUCGAGUACUUCAGCGGCCUAUUGGCUGGUUCAUUACGCAUCAGUCCCUCGCCCCUGUACCUCACCCAUCUGACGGUCCUCGGGGUGCCGAUGUUCGAGCCUACCGGAUGCCGGGCCUUCUUUAAGGUCUACGAGGGUCUCACGCCAGUGUACACCUCCGACCUCUACUCCGUCACGAACGCCCGCGAAUUCACGGUCAACCUCGGCGGCCUCAGGCUCCGCGGGGACAUUCUCGUCAAGUGCUACCACAGGAUCUAUAACAAUCAGGGUCGCGAGGUCAUGUUUUCGUUGCAGUUUCAUACGUGCGUGAUAACGGAGAACGUCGUCUCGUUUCCCCGCUCGGAACUCGACGUAGCCUGCAACGACCCAAGGUGCCCACCCGACAGCGUGGUCACCCUCUACUUCGCCAACGAUCCAAGGCGCCAGGACGGACCCGUGCCCGCGCCCACUCCCGCCAUCGCCCACGCAUCGGCCCACCACGAUCCUAUAUUGCACUGGGACAGCUACACUAACCUCGAGCUCAGCGACGACGAAGGUCGUGAGACGCCGUUGUCACCGCCUCCAGCCUCGAGUCCCUCGGUGCAGACGUCGCUGCGCGGGCUUGGAUAUACCUGCGGCCCCAUCGAUGGAUCGCUGUACGCGGUGGUACAGCAGGCCGGCGGGGGCCAAGGUCCCGGGGCACGUGGCUCACCACUGACCGUAUCUAUGGACAGCGGCAUCAGUAGCGCACCGCCCCAGAGACAGAGUCCACCAGAGUUGAACGAAGCCGAGAAUCAGGCGCACGGUGACCUCGACAAGCUCCUCCACGAUAUGAUGCUCACCGUCGAGUCGAUGCCGGAUCCUCCGAACGACGACUACAAUCGGCCGAUGCGCAACGGCUCGUCCAACAUGUACGUCCAAGAGCAGCCUCGCAAUUACAAUAGCCAACCCAGCGGCUCCUCGGCCUACUCCACGCUCAAGGAUUCCUAUCGGAGCUACAGCAAUAGCACCGCCAAGGAGUCCAGUCCGCCAUACAACUCGAGCAGCAACUGCAGCACCCUCAAAUACAACGGUCGGCCGUCCUACGAUUCCGUCGACUAUCAGCGCAAUUCUUCCGAUGGGAAGCACAACGACUCCUCGUUCUCCCCACCAGGUAACAUCGACUACAUCGACGAGGACAUCCCGUAUCACGCCCGGCAAACGAGUCAGCCCUUCUCUUACGGGGCCACCAACGAAAUGAUCAAGCACCAAAAGCUCUCCUCGCCCUCGCUGGUCAGGAAGGCGACAGCGAGAGGCGCCGCGCCCGUUGUCGAUCUCGACGACAUUCUAGGGGAGAACGGGAGCAGAAGACCGAGCAGCCCAUUAACUCCUAAUACGCCCGAUCCACCGCCGGAGUUUGCCAAUGGGCCGAGUAUUAAACCUUCCGACAACGAGGCCACUAACGGCAUGUCCUGGCUGAAGCAGCAGCAGCUGAAACUCGCAGCGCGUCGCGACGAACGAAGUCCGACGAAAUUGUGGCGCCAAGAAAGCGGAAACCGUAUGAUCGGUGAGUUGAAGAGCGUUCAAAGAUCGAGACUGAGGCACGACGGAUACGCCAGCGAUUCCGCCGUGCUCGAUGACGAGGACGACGUCUGGACAGUUAAUUCCGCACACGGGCAGAUAAGCAGCAAAGCGACGGUGAACACGUCGGCGCCGGCGAGUCCGUUGCUGCCCCAGCGAUCGGUCAGUCGGAAAUUGAACGGUGGUGUCCUCCUCGGCGGCGGGAGCUUCCAGCAGAGCCGAGGUCGAGCCGAAAGCGUAAGCGAGCGGCCCUUUGUCGCUGUGAAGCGCGCCUACGAGUUCCGCAAGUACAACGACAGCCACAGCCCGCCGUUGCAAAAGUACAACAUCAGCGGCCAACCGCCGAGGCCGGAGUCACGUAGCGAUAGCUUCGCGCGCACCGAAUCCUUCCUCCGGGACGUCCACAGCCGUCAACUGAACAGCAGCCUCAGCAGCCACAGCAACGGCAACCACGUGGCCUUCGACCUCGAUAGUACCGGCAGUCUCGCCUCAUCCUCACCUCGGCACCCCCCAUCUAGGCCCGAAUCCAGGAAUCACCAACACAACGGCUACCACGCCCACGGCAAUCCUCCCAAGAAAGAUACUACAGGCUUGUUGGUCAUGGUCGACCAUCAGCAACAGCAUCAGCAUCAGCAUCAGCAUCAGCAGGCCGAUUCGGCCGACCCUCUCGUGAGCCUCAUUCAGUCGCUAGCCGAGAUUAGGCCGCUUUCGGAUUCGCUAGUAGCCGCGCAGUUCGCCAAUACUAACAGCUUUAACAAUGGCGCGAUCAAGGCCGAACAGUCGCUUCUACUACACACUACCACGCACCAGCAGUCAGCUACUAUCAUAACCGUUGCCAGCAACGCCAUUAACACAUAUACAACUGCCCUUAACCACUCGCCCAAAGCAUGGCUGAGUAGUAUAACGCAGUCGCACAAUGACUCGCCGUCAUCGUGGACCGAGAGGAGUAUAAGCCCAGGAAGCGUGCAGGGUAUGAGUGGGGGUAGCGCCUCGCGGCCGCAGACACCAGCGUUCCCGGUGCACCCGCGCACCCCCUACGUCAACAACGCCUCGUCUACUGUAACCUUCGCCUCGGAUCGUAGCUAUCAGAAUCACUCGACCGUCAGCUACAUGAAUAGCAAUAACAACAUGAACAACGUAGAAGCAAAUAAUAAUAAUCACAACAGCAGCGGCAGCAGCAGCAGCACCACGAGCUACGGAGCCGAUAGGGCGAUCUUCAUCGAAGAGCGCCGAGAUAUCAGAGAGACGGGACUCCCACCCAAGAGUCCGACAACGCAGCGGCGCUUGAGUUUUCCGGAUAAUGGCACAUUAAGUGAACCGCGUAACAAACGCUGGAUACUCACUAAGCAGUCGACAUCGUUCGACUAUAGCAAGGACCGGCCUGUCUCUCCUCUGGAUGAAUUGAUAAGUCUCAACUCGUAUAACCGAGGUCCUGGCACUCCUACUCUGAUCGAAUAUGGACAGAGCCCAAAGAGUGCAUUAUCCUAUACUUCAAUUAAUAGUUCUGGUCAAGCACCGACGCAAACACAGUAUUACGGAUCUCGACGAUCAAGUAUUCACUCUAAUACAGAACCACACGAAGUAGCCGAUGCCAAUGUUAAAUUCGUUCGAGAUACCAGCAAAAUUUGGUACAAGCCAAACAUUUCGCGCGAGCAAGCGAUCGCCAUGUUACGCGACGCUUCCCCGGGCACAUUCGUCGUCCGCGACAGCAACUCCUUCCCGGGUGCCUUCGGACUUGCCCUUAAGGUGGCAACACCGCCUCCCGGUGCCCCCAGCAGUCCCAAGGAUCCAUCCAGCGAGCUCGUGCGCCACUUCCUUAUUGAGCCGACCUCACGGGGCGUGCGACUCAAGGGCUGCGCUAACGAGCCCGUCUUCAGCUCCCUCUCGGCCCUCGUCUACCAACACAGUCUCAUGGCCAUGGCCCUGCCCUGCCAGCUCCUGCUCCCCGAGGCCGAGGCAGCCGCCAGGGCGCUCGACGCUCCGGCCAACAGCAGCCCCCAGCAACUCCUCGCUCAGGGCGCCGCCUGCAACGUGCUAUACUUGUUUACCCUGGACACGGAGUCAUUGACCGGACCCCAAGCCAUCAAGAAGACGAUAACGAUGCUGUACGAGCAGAAGCCGCUGCCCGGCGCGAUAAUCGUCCACUUCAAGGUGUCGACCCAAGGCAUCACCCUCACCGAUAACGCGCGUAAACUUUUCUUCCGCAGACACUAUCCGACCAACAACAUCAGCUACUGCGGCCUCGACACCGAGGAACGCACCUGGGACUUUCUGAACGAGGAGACCGGUCGAGCUCUCAGCGAGCAUCGAUGCUUUGGAUUCGUCGCACGUAAACCAGCUCACAAAUCCGACAACCAAUGUCACAUAUUCGCUGAACUCGAGCCGGAGCAGCCGGCCACGGCUAUCGUCAACUUUGUCAACAAAGUUAUGAUGGGAAAUGCGCACGUGAAGGCCAAUAUCGUUUGAGUGCGAUGCU
Molecule: messenger RNA, 5099 nt
Organism: Ceratosolen solmsi marchali
Lineage: Eukaryota; Metazoa; Arthropoda; Insecta; Hymenoptera; Agaonidae
Gene: by
Product: focal adhesion protein tensin
Exons: 23
Coding region: 32-5089 (1685 amino acids)
Cellular component (GO): focal adhesion
Molecular function (GO): protein binding
Source: RefSeq, a predicted model, not a curated record